UAAUUUCUAGGGUUUAGGAAGUGGCCGCAGGGGAGGACGAAGUGAAGAGCCAAGCCGCACAAGGAAGCAUACAAUGGCGAGGAUUAAGGUUCACGAGUUGAGGAACAAGUCCAAGACAGACCUCUUGAGCCAGUUGAAGGAGCUCAAGUCUGAGCUCGCUCUCCUCCGCGUCGCCAAGGUCACCGGCGGUGCACCGAACAAGCUUUCCAAGAUCAAGGUUGUGAGGCUAUCGAUUGCGCAGGUGCUGACAGUGAUCUCUCAGAAACAGAAGGCCGCUCUCAGGGACGUUUACAAGAACAAGAAGUUGUUGCCCCUUGAUCUCCGUCCCAAGAAGACUCGUGCUAUUCGCAGACGCCUCACCAAGCACCAAGCAUCUCUAAAGACCGAGCGGGAGAAGAAGAAGGAGAUGUACUUCCCAUUGAGGAAAUAUGCUAUCAAAGUUUAGGGUAGUGAAGGAUUGCACUUGGAUUAAAAAUGUGGGUGUUUGCCAUUUGUGAGAGCUCUUGAUUUAGUCGAAUGCCGAUCUUUUAGUUCAACCUGUGGGGUUGUUUAUGUUCGAAGACCUAAAAUUACUCGCUAUUUGUCUCAGAAUCCAUGAUCUUUUGUUAGUUCCUGUCCAGACCUCCUUGGUUACUUUCCUCCAUGCCGAUGUUUGCAAUGUCACGCAAUUACCUUUGUUACUAGUUUUCCUCGUGGGACUUCGAUGAUCCAUUCAUGACUGCCACACUAUCUGCUAGUUGAAUUAUGAAUGACUUGCUAUUUUGAACGACUGUGAACUGUGAAGUAUGUUGAAGAUAUGUGAGGCUGAAAGAAAAUGUAAUAGCUGGAUGUGUUGUAAGCGUCUUAUAGCUUUAGCAUAUGGGUAUCAGGUUAUUCAGGUGUGGUUUCCUUUCUCCGAACUCCGUCCAUACUAUAGUCUAUAGCAUUGCACUGGUUGGAAUCAGUCCCAUCCAAAAGAGGCUUUGAAUGAAGGCAUGAAUGGUUUUACCAGCUCUGACAAAUGGAGUGUGCUGGGUAAGCGUUCUGAAGGACAUUACUCUCAUCAGGGAUAAUCGUCAUAAAACUAGCCGAUAGUGGGAGUCGAACCCAUGACAUCUUGAUCAGAAGUAAAAUACUAAUCCACUACUAUGAGGUCUGAUAGUGGCUUUAAGCCCAUGUAUUGCUAUGCUACUAAGGUUCUAGAAGACGUUAGGUGGAAGUCGGUGAUAAGUGCGCUUACCUGGUUCUGAAUGACAAAGUCACAACAUCGGUUUGACUUGUCGAAUGGUUUGGUUUGAUGACCGUCCUUAAGAGUAUUUGGAGGCAGGGGAGAUUCUGUCAUCUUUGGAGAUUUGGAGAGUUUGUUACGUCUGGCAAUUUUCAAUUUUGUUUGCAUGUGUUUAACUAUUUGCAUCGCAUUUGAGUUUGGCGAUGAGGAUAGGGUCUGGGUUCAUCUGGAAACUUUUGGUUGCGUUUGGUACAUCUGGUAUUUGAGAGAGAAUUCAAGUCAAUGUGAAGAUUUGUUAGGAUAUGACUUGAAUUUGAUUUGAACUUUGUUUUGCGUUUUGGGCCUAUUCUGUUGGAUUUGUGUUUGGCAUUUUCCUUGUAGGUUUGGAAAAUGUGUUUGGUUUUCUAUUUGAGAUCAAAAGAAUAGUUCUAUAAAUACUCUUCAUCACCCUCAUCUGUUGUUAGGUCAGCCAUGUUAGUUUGUUUGGUUUGUCCGUUCCGGAAUUUGGUUUGUAACCUGUACUCUACUCAAAUCAGUGAAAUUUGUUCUUCCCUGUUCAUGUAUUAGCUAGCACACACUGUAUUAGUGAACCACUUUAAAUUUAUGUUCGUUUGUAUUGAUCUGGAUUAUCGAUUGCAAACAAGAGGUACAACACAACUUUAUUUUGCUGGUCUCAGAAAGAGAUGGAGACUCUCCUAACUUGCUGGCAUACUUUCGCUCUCAGAAACAAAAGGUCAGAUUCAGCCUUUUUCCAAUUUACAAAAAUUUAAGUUUAUGGGUCAUUGGAGAUCCAUGUGUUUGGCUCACGAGGAAAUGGGAAAAUUCAGCUUUGCACUCACACAAUCAUGCAUUAUGGCUACCACAAGGAAACGCCAGAAGACAUUGGCCCAAACCCAACCACCUUUGAAAUUUAGCAACCAAUACGUGCCUGAUCGACAUUCAACUUCAUCAUGUCAUUUUCAUCUUUGCACACAGCGUGAAAAUGAAACUGAUUCUCAAAUUACAAUCCCUUUCCAUAUUAGACGUACCGUACGGAAUUCAAACUACGUUGGCACAUGAUUUUGUAGUAACCGAUCGAUCGAGCGACGUAAGCAAAUAGAACAGCUCGUAAAAGACAAACCAAGCACACAAAUACUUAAUAGCCUGAUCAUCCUUUUUUUUUUUUUCAGGAUUUUUUUCAGGACUGAGAACUGCAAGUUAAGACGGCGGUCUAAAUUAUCUGCAGAAACCGCCGUAUGGAGAGGUGCUUUAAAGGCUGACCUAGAACCAACCAGUGGCGGAUCCGGGGCUGGGCCAACCCAGACCCCGGCCCAGCCCUCCUCCGGAUCAAGAGUUAGUUUAGUGCUUAUAAAUUUUUUCGAUUUAGGUAUGUGGCCCAGUGCUAUUUAAAUCCUGUCUAGUUUUAUUUGAUAAUAGGAUUUUGUGUAACUAGGAAAAUGGUUCAGAUGAACAUAUCCAAACAAUUACUCUAAAUUUAUACUAAUUUUUUUAUAGCCCCAAUGAUUUUAUUUGAAAAAAGACAUGAAAACCUAAAAGUGUAAAGUUUCAUUAAAAUAAAAAUAAAAACUCUAAACUAAAGCACACCCUUCCUGGCAAAAUUCAAAAAAAUUUCCAAUCCCCCCAAAACAAAACAAGAACGAGGAGACGAGCAGACCCAAAUGGAUUUCUCCGCCAGUCCGUCGAGCUGGUUUUCUUUCCAAUCUUUUGAUUAAGAAAAUAUUUACAAACUUGCUGAGUCAUCAUUUAGAUUGCCUCAAUUGAGUGCGGCACUAGAUUCUAACCGUUCUUUCUUGUGUUUUGAUGAAGAAAAUAUUUACAAACUUGCUCAAGAGUUUAGCCUCGAGACUUUGAAGGCUAUGAGAUGCAUUCUUUGGAGAAUGCACUACUCAAGUACUCAUGUGAGGAAGAUGAAGUUUCUUCUCUUGCAAAAUUAUUAGAGAAGCUGGAGGAAACAGGGAUGGACACAUAAUACAAAUUGAUAUGUCGGUUGAUUUGUCUAGUGUUGACCUAGCCGUUUCAACAACUACCAUGGAGAGAAUAUUUUCAGCAAUUGAACAUGAACAGAUUUUUGCAACAAAAUGAGCGAUGAAUUUCUCAUUGAUUACUUAGCUAUUUUCUUUGAAAAAUAGUAUAUUAUCAGUAUGGAUGGAGAUUAUCUUAUUGAUGAAUUUGCUAAAUUAAAAGACCUUCUUGUACAAUUGGCAUUGUAAUGAAAACUAUAUUGUUAUAUAUUUUUGUUUAUGAUAUCUAAUAUUCUAUUCAAAUGCGGCCCAGUGCUCUCUUAUGUACUGGAUCCGCCGCUGGAACCAACCGCCUGUUGAAGGAGCGGUUCUACGUUGACAAUAGAAACCUCUUAUUCAACAGGCAGUUUACCUUGCCAACACACAAACCACACCCCCCAGCGAUUUGUGUGCCGUCCCCAUUAACCCGACUAUAUCGUGUGCAUCCUAGCAAAAAAAUGUAACUUUCACAAUAAGUUUAUGAUAUACUAAAGUAUAAAUCUAUUAUAACAAACAAUUUAAAUAAACAAAAUCAAGGGUUUUCCAAGAUAUAUACAUAAUUUCAUAAAACAAGCAUAUUCAAUUAAUUAAAAUAAAUAGCAUUUUAAAUGAAUAAUAAUUUAAAGA
This is a messenger RNA of Linum trigynum, 3834 nucleotides long. NCBI's taxonomy places the organism in Eukaryota, Viridiplantae, Streptophyta, Magnoliopsida, Malpighiales, Linaceae. The record is from the annotation of a GenBank genome assembly.